CUGCAGCUUUCCAUUGUUCUCCAUGUUUCUCUUUUUUAGGAGCUGCGGAAUCUGGUUUCUAAACAUCCAAACCUGGUGAUGGUGAAGCUAGACGCCGUGAAUCCAGCAAGCAUUGAGGAAGCAACCCGGAGGGUUGAGGAGCAGCUGGAUGGCUCGGGCCUGAACCUGGUAAUAAAUAACGCUGGCAUUUUCUCCGACGUGUCUCUGGCAACGGUGGAUUCCGAAGAGAUGCUGGGUGCCUACAAGACUAACGUGGUUGGGCCAAUGUUGGUGGGCCAGGCGUUCCUGCCCUUGCUGAAGAAGGCUGCCCAGGGAAGUAGCCAGAAAGGGCUGAGCUGCAGCAAGGCAGCCAUUGUCAACAUCUCCACUGUUCUGGGAUCCAUCGAGAGAGUCCCUGAGACGUUCUCCAACCCAGCCAUCUCCUACCGCUGCAGCAAGGCUGCUCUCAACAUGCUGACCCAGUGCCAGGCGCUGAGCUACGCAGAGGACGGGAUUCUGUGCGCUGCAGUUCACCCCGGCUGGGUGCAGACAGACAUGGGCACCCAAGAGGCCGACCUGCCCGUGGAUGAAAGCGUGCGGGGGAUUCUCACCGUGCUUCCUACCCUCUCCGAGAAACACAGCGGGAGCUUCUGGAGCUGGGCAGGGAAGACUAUUCCCUGGUGAGAGAGCAGCACGGUACGUGGGCUGAGAGCAGUGCACCGGGUGCCAGAAGUCCUGCGGCCCGAGAGGGGAGGCCAUGACCUCAGGCAGUUCCCGGCUGCACAUGCUCCAUGGACGGUGGGUUCCACACAGUCAGUGUGAUCCGCAGAUGGGCCCAUGAGCUCCCUGUAGCUGAGUCACUAAUAAAUACCCUGAGACACAGA
This is a messenger RNA of Terrapene triunguis (Three-toed box turtle), 863 nucleotides long. Its product is annotated as C-factor-like. The coding region runs from base 79 to 663 and encodes 194 amino acids. The transcript is spliced from 5 exons. The record is from RefSeq and is a predicted model, not a curated record. NCBI's taxonomy places the organism in Eukaryota, Metazoa, Chordata, Testudines, Emydidae.